AUGGCAGUGAAGGAGUCUAGUCACCAGGUGGGCGAAAUACCACAGGUGGAUAGCAAGCUGGUGGAGAGGCUGGGCCAGCGCCUCUUGCCCUGGAUGGACUGGCUCUCUCUGGAGCACCUGAACCCCAGUAUCUACGUGGGUCUGCGCCUCUCCAGCUUGCAGGCCGGGGCCAGGGAGGCCUUCUAUCUGCACAUCCUCAAACUCAGUUACCAGCACAGCCUCCUGGGGCUUACCUUCAACGAUGACAACAGUGACUACCAGGACAAGCCCUCCAUGGGCCAGCUGGCCCUCUACCUGCUAGCUCUCAGGGCUAACUGUGAGCUUGUUGAGGGCCGCAAGGGGGACAGGCUGGUCUCGCAGCUGAAGCGGUUCCUGGAGGACGAGAAAAAGGCCAUUGGACACAAUAACAAAGGCCAGCCCCACACCAGCUACUAUCAGUAUGGCCUGGGCAUCCUGGCCCUGUGUGUUCACCAGAAGCGGCUCCAUGACAGUGUGGUGGGAAAGCUCCUGUAUGCCGUGGAACAUGAACAGCAUCUCCACCAGGGCCACCUCUCUGUGGACACAGUGGCCAUGGCAGGCUUGGCCUUCACCUGUCUAGAGCACUCCAACCUCAACCCCAAUCGGAAACACCAGAUCACCCGGGCCAUUGAGAACAUACGAGAGAAGAUCCUAAAGGCCCAGACCCCUGAGGGCUACUUUGGAAAUGUCUACAGCACCCCUCUGGCACUACAGUUACUGAUGAAGUCCUCCAUGCCUGGGGUGGAGCUGGGCACAGCGUGCCUUAAGGCAAGGGCUGCUCUGUUGGCCAGUGUGCAGGACGGGGCCUUCCAGAACGCUCUCAUGAUUUCCCAGCUGCUGCCUGUCCUGAAUGGCAAGAGCUAUGUGGAUCUCAUCUCCCCAGACUGUGAGGCACCAAGAGUCAUGUUGGAACCAGUUGUGGAGACCCCUUCAUCGCCCCAAGAGGUCAUCCGCGUCGUGCUGAAGGUCCCCAGUGUCUCGCCACCAUACAUAAACUCCAUCUCUGUCCCUGCUGGGUCCUCCUUGGAAGAUGUCCUUAAGAAGGCCCAGAAGCUCAGAGGAUUCAUGUAUGGAACGCAGAACACCUUGUCAGGCCCCUUCCUGACCUCUGUGAUGGGAAAAGAAGCUGGGGAACGUGAGUUCUGGCAGCUCCUCCGAGCCCCUGACACCCCACUGCUACAGGGUAUUGCUGAAUACACCCCCAAGGAUGGAGAAACCAUUGAGCUGAGGCUGGCUACCUGGUAGCUUCUGCGCUCACUCACCCCAGCAGCCUUGCCCACUCCCUGGGCUUCUGCCUUCCCUCCAGACAUCGCUGUAACAGCCCAACCCUGCUGCUACCUCAUGUGCACUUGGAUAGGGUCCCCUGGAUCAUUCCAGCUACCACCCUUGUGAAGGUCCUAAGCUAUCAUCCACCCUGGAUCAGUUAACCAAGCGCUUUCCCUGGGAGGGCUGUCUGCUCCAGUCUGGCCCAGUCUGGCCACACAGGCAUCCUUUGAAGGCCAUGCAUGGUCUGUAGGGUAUAAAGCAUCUCCGACUCCUCAACACAAGGAGGAGAAGUCACUGGCUACUGGUGCUAUGAGGACUGCCCCUCUGGGAUUGAAGCCCUGCAAGGAGACCUCUAUGGCCCAGGGGCUACAGCCCUGAUCCCAGCUCUCAACUCCACCUUCAUGGGGGUGGCCCCAGUG
Puma concolor (puma) is the source of this 1703-nucleotide messenger RNA. The record is from RefSeq and is a predicted model, not a curated record. Lineage: Eukaryota; Metazoa; Chordata; Mammalia; Carnivora; Felidae.